Messenger RNA from Orycteropus afer afer, 393 nucleotides. It is a transcript of the gene GPHB5, whose product is annotated as glycoprotein hormone subunit beta 5. The transcript is spliced from 2 exons. The record is from RefSeq and is a predicted model, not a curated record. Lineage: Eukaryota; Metazoa; Chordata; Mammalia; Tubulidentata; Orycteropodidae. Gene Ontology annotation, biological process: G protein-coupled receptor signaling pathway; regulation of thyroid hormone receptor signaling pathway. Gene Ontology annotation, cellular component: cytoplasm; extracellular region. The coding region runs from base 1 to 393 and encodes 130 amino acids. Gene Ontology annotation, molecular function: hormone activity.
AUGAAGCCUGCAUACCUUUUUCUUGGCUCCAUGGCCCUUCUGCUGCUGGCUGGCUGCAGCUGUGUCCUCAGCACCUCCAGCUACAACCUGAGCACCUUUGUGGGUUGUACUGUGAGGGAGUUCACUUUUGUGGCCAGGAAGUCAGGUUGCAGAGGCCUUCGGAUCACCACGGAUGCCUGCUGGGGCCGCUGCGAGACUUGGGAGAGGCCCAUGCUGAGGCCCCCAUACAUUGCAGCCCAUCAUCGAGUCUGCACCUACAACGAGACCAAGCAGGUGACCGUCCAGCUGCCCAACUGCACUGCUGGAGUGGAUCCCUCCUACACCUACCCCGUGGCUGUCCGCUGUAACUGCAUGGGCUGCUCCACUGCUACCACCGAGUGUGAGACCAUCUGA